Molecule: messenger RNA, 2053 nt
Organism: Camellia sinensis
Lineage: Eukaryota; Viridiplantae; Streptophyta; Magnoliopsida; Ericales; Theaceae
Source: RefSeq, a predicted model, not a curated record
AUGAGAGCCAUCAAUAUCAUUAAUAACAAUCUUAAAGGUAAAAUUCCUAUGGAGUUGGGUUCUUUGCCUAAUCUCUUGGAAUUGAAUCUUGCUAAAAAUUAUCUCACUGGAACUAUCCCACUUUCACUUGGAAACCUUUCAACUCUUCAUAAACCUUCUCUAUCGCACAAUAAUCUAGUGGGAAACAUUCCCUCCCAACUUGCUCAGCUUUCAAACUUGGGGAAUCUUUCGCUGUCUUUUAACAAUUUGCCUAGUAUGGUUCCUACUUUUCUUUAUAACAUAUCAUCCAUCACUUUCAUUACUGUAUCUCGCAACGUAUUGCAAGGAAGCCUUCCUCCAUAUUUGGGUUUGACCCUUCCAAAAUUGCAAGGGUUUUAUGUUGCUAGCAACCAAUUCUAUGGGCCUAUUCCCUCCUCGCUAACUAAUGCUUCGGGACUCUUUCAAAUUGAUACUAGCACGAAUUCUUUUACCUGGCCCCUACCAAUGAAUUUGGGAAACCUUCAUGAGCUGCAAAGGUUAAUUUGUUUCAGCAAUGACCUAGGAGAAGGAGACAACAAGGGCGAUGAAUUGACGACUUUUAUCAUUUCUUUAUCCAAUUGCUCCAAUCUAGAAGUGUUGGAUUUGGCUUCAAAUAGUUUCAAAGGUUUCUUGCCCCAUUUCAUUUCAGAUCUCUCCACCAACAUCACAUGGUUCACUAUAGACGACAACUAUUUAACUGGAAGCAUACCUCUUGGGAUUGGAAACCUUGUAAAUUUGCUUAUGUUCGUGCUUCAAAACAACAUGCUCAUAGGUAGUAUUCCCGAUUCCAUUGGAAAACUCUCCAAUUUAGGAAAAUUAUUGCUUGAUAUGAAUAACAUCUCUGGAGAGAUUCUUUCCUCUAUUGGAAACCUUACUCAACUUUCCAUUCUUUCCUCACAAGAUAAUAUGAUAGGGGAAAGCAUACCUAUUUCUUUGGGCAAUUAUUCCAAUCUACUUGGAAUUAACCUUGGAUACAAUCACCUCAUUGGAACUAUACCUCAACAAAUUUUUGGUAUUUCUUCCCUCAUUAUUUUCUUAAAUCAAAAUUACUUAACUGGUCUGCUAGCACUAGAAGUGGGUAACUUGAGAAAUCUAGGAAAACUAAAUGUAUCAGAAGACAAACUAUCUGAAGAAAUCCUUGCUACUCUUGGUAGUUGUCAAGUUUUAGAAUUCCUCUACAUGAAGGGUAACCAUUUCGAAGGUACGAUUCCGACAUCCUUCAAACAACUAAAAGGUCUUCAAAUCCUAGAUGUUUCUCACAGUAACUUGUCUGGACAAAUUCCAAGGUUUCUAGCUGAAUUUCCUUUCCUUCAAAAUCUCAAUCUUUCUUUCAAUAUGUUUGAUGGUGAAGUUCCAAAUGGAGGAGUUUUCAAAAAUAUUAGUGCCUUCUCAAUUGCUGGAAAUAACAAACUUUGUAGAGGAAUUAAAGCAUUGCAAUUGCCAGCAUGUCUAACAAAAGUCUUGAAGGAAAGGAAACGAACAUUCACCCCUAGAGUAAUAGCUCUAGUAGCCACUCUCAGUGUCGUUUUAUUAUUAGUUUGCUUUUUAGCUAUUCUUUAUCAAACAAGAAGGUCUAGACAACAAGCCUCUUCAACUUUGGCCUUCCAAAAUCAAUUUUUACAACUCUUUUAUAGAGAACUUUUUCAAGCAACCAAUGGGUUCUCCGCAGCCAACUUAAUAGGCAAGGGAGGAUGUGGUUCUGUUUAUAAAGGUUUUCUCAACUCUGGUGAACAAAUUUUCGCUGUGAAGGUACUCAACCUUCAUGAGCAUGGAGCAACCAAGAGUUUUGUAGUUGAAUGUGAAGCACUGAAGAACAUUCGCCACCGAAAUCUUGUCAAGAUAAUCACAUCUUGCUCAACCAUUGAUUUUAGAGGCAAUGAUUUCAAGGCAUUGGUCUUCGAGUUCAUGGAAAAUGGGAGUUUAGAGAGCUGGUUACACUCAAGUCUUUUAGAAUAGCAGGAACCUAAGAAAUUGAACUUUGUUCAAAGGCUAAACAUUGCUAUUGAUGUGGCCUCUGCUUAUGGAUUAUAUUUAC